AGAGAACCUGUCUCUAUCAUGGGGCGGUGAAUUCCACAGGCUAGUUAUGCAGUGCGGAUGCGACCCCUCCGAGAUCUACCGGCCGGACAUCGAUUCGCAGAAUGGGAAGCCAAAGGAGGACUUCCGCAACUUUAAGGAGGGGCCACUGAUGGAUCGGGUCUUCAACACCUACCUGCUCAUGCACACCCACCAGACUGUGGAAUUUGUGAAGAAGAAGAAUGAGGAGUACGGGGGUUGCAGCCUCCGGCGGAUGACCGUCAUGGAGACGCUAGACCUGCUGGACACCGUGGUGGAUGAGUCAGACCCGGACGUCGACUUCCCCAACUCCUACCAUGCCUACCAGACGGCCGAGGGCAUCCGGAAGGCCCACCCGGACAAAGACUGGUUCCACCUAGUCGGACUGAUUCAUGACAUGGGGAAGAUCUUGGCAGUGCUUGGCGAACCGCAGUGGGCCGUGGUGGGGGACACGUUCCCAGUGGGUUGCAAAGUGCAGGACUCUGUUGUCUUAUGGGACUCCACCUUCCAUGACAACCCUGACAUGAAGAACCCGAUAUACAACUCCACGUAUGGAAUCUACCCGCCUAACUGUGGCUUGGAGAAUGUCCUCAUGUCCUGGGGCCAUGACGAAUAUAUGUACAAAGUGAUGAAGCAGAAUAACUUUGCCCUGCCGCGGGAGGCUUUCUACAUGAUCCGCUUCCACUCCUUCUACCCCUGGCACACGGGAGGGGAUUACAUGCACCUCUGCAACGGAGAAGACCUGCGCAUGCUGCCCUGGGUGAAAGAGUUCAACAAGUUUGACCUCUACACCAAGUGCGAAGAUCUGCCUGACCCUCAGGAACUCAAGGAUUAUUACCAAAGCCUCAUAGACAAGUACUGCCCAGGAAAGCUGCAGUGGUGA
Gekko japonicus is the source of this 898-nucleotide messenger RNA. It is a transcript of the gene MIOX, whose product is annotated as myo-inositol oxygenase. Gene Ontology annotation, cellular component: cytoplasm. Lineage: Eukaryota; Metazoa; Chordata; Lepidosauria; Squamata; Gekkonidae. The transcript is spliced from 10 exons. Gene Ontology annotation, molecular function: inositol oxygenase activity; iron ion binding. Gene Ontology annotation, biological process: inositol catabolic process. The record is from RefSeq and is a predicted model, not a curated record. The coding region runs from base 47 to 898 and encodes 283 amino acids.